AUGGAGGAUAGAAAUAAAAUCCUUGGUGGUAGCCAAUGGUGCUGGGAGGACAAUCAUCCUUUGAUGCUUAAACCGUGGCAUCCGACUUUCAACCCCGAGUUAGAAUCUUUUGAUCGUGCUCCUAUGUGGAUUAGACUUCCAAACCUUCCGUUACAAUACUGGUUUGACUCAUGCUUUGAAGCUAUUGGGAACUCCCUUGGUAAGUUUUUAUUGAUUGAUGAUGGAUCUCUCAAUUUACUACAUACAACUUUUGCUCGUGUCUUGGUGGAGAUGGAUACGUCCAUGGGUCUCCCUUCGGAGAUCUCUAUUUCUACGUCAAAGGGAGUUUGGCUCCAGUCAAUGGAUUAUGAAGGGAUUCCUUUUAGGUGCAGGAGAUGUCUUAAAACUGGUCAUAAUGUUGAUUCUUGUGCUAAGCGUAGGGUGAAGAGUCUAGCUUCAUGGUGGAAGGAUGUAACCCCCCAAUCUUACGUGAUGGAGAAGGUGGCUGGGAAUCUGAAAUCUCACCAGGAUGUUAGGGGUUUGAUCAAUGAUUCUAUUGCGAAGGUUCCAGAACUAUCAAAUGAAGGGCAAGGGCCGGCUGGUGGUUUGGUUGGCAAGGCAGUUUGUCCCGAGGGUUGCAGCUCCUUUCAGGAUGCUAUUGGAGGUGUAUAG
Messenger RNA from Cryptomeria japonica (Japanese cedar), 651 nucleotides. RefSeq lists its product as uncharacterized. The record is from RefSeq and is a predicted model, not a curated record. The transcript has a single exon. NCBI's taxonomy places the organism in Eukaryota, Viridiplantae, Streptophyta, Pinopsida, Cupressales, Cupressaceae. The coding region runs from base 1 to 651 and encodes 216 amino acids.